Messenger RNA from Amorphotheca resinae ATCC 22711, 882 nucleotides. RefSeq lists its product as hypothetical. The record is from RefSeq and is a predicted model, not a curated record. The transcript has 3 exons. Bases 1 to 882 code for a protein of 293 amino acids. Gene Ontology annotation, biological process: protein histidyl modification to diphthamide. Gene Ontology annotation, molecular function: diphthine synthase activity. Lineage: Eukaryota; Fungi; Ascomycota; Leotiomycetes; Helotiales; Amorphothecaceae.
AUGCUCUACCUCAUAGGACUCGGUCUCUCCGACGAGACGGACAUCACGGUCAAAGGGCUAGAAAUCGUGCGCCGCGCCGCCCGCGUCUAUCUCGAAGCCUACACAUCCAUUCUACUCGUCGACAAAUCCGUGCUCGAGAGUUACUAUGGGCGAGAAGUCAUCCUCGCGGAUCGCGAGAUGGUGGAGUCGGCGAGCGAUGAUAUCCUAGCGGAUGCGCAGAACGUGGACGUUGCGUUCUUGGUCGUCGGGGAUCCUUUUGGAGCAACGACGCACACGGACCUCGUACUGCGCGCGCGCGCGCUCUCCAUCCCCAUCUCCACGGUGCCCAACGCCUCGAUCAUGUCAGCGAUCGGGGCGACGGGCCUGCAGCUCUACAACUUCGGGCAGACGGUGUCGAUGGUGUUUUUCACCGAGACGUGGAAGCCGGCCUCGUUCUACGACCGGAUCCGGGAGAAUCGGAAUAUCGGCCUGCACACGCUCGUGCUGCUGGAUAUCAAGGUGAAGGAGCAGAGUCUGGAGAAUAUGGCGCGCGGCAGGAAGAUCUAUGAGCCGCCGAGGUAUAUGACGGUGGGCCAGUGCGCGGCCCAGAUGUUGGAGAUUGAGCAGAUGAAGAGGGAGGAGGGCGAGGGUCAGCAUGGCGUCUAUGGAGAGGAGAGUUUGGCGAUUGGCGCGGCGAGGGUGGGCGGGAAGACGGAGAAGUUUGUGAGUGGCACCCUCAAGCAGUUGUGUGAUGCGGAUGAACUGCUGGGCGGGCCUCUACACAGCUUGGUAUUGCUGGGGCGGAGGACGCAUGAGCUGGAGAGCGACUAUGCGCGGGAAUUCGCUGUGGACAAGGAAGAGUGGGAUAGGAUCUGGAAGAGAGAUUACGAGGGGAAGCAAUGA